CCGGAAGUGUUGGUUAGUUUAUUGAAGGCAGCGGCUAGCAUCGGAUAUCAGUAGAUUUAUAUAUAGUUAGAUAACGUUAUUACUGAUUAAACACAUGUGUGUGAAUUAAACACUAUUCAAUUUAAAUGUAACACGAAACCGAACAUAUAGUUGAGAAGAUACAGGACGUAUUGUCGGAGUAAAUCUCCAUAAAAGUUAGCACAACACGAGCUAACAUUAGCGAGCUAACAAAGCGUAAUUCAGCUUUGUUUGUAUAGAAAUCAAACAUCAUGAGUUUGGUGGUAGGUCGACAGCCUAGAAAGACUGCGGGAAACCGCAUGUCCAAAUUACUGGAUGCUGAAGAAGAGGACGAGUUCUACAAGACCACUUACGGAGGCUUUAACGACGAAUCGGGAGAUGAUGAGUAUCAUGGAGACCAUUCAGACACAGAGGACGAAGUCGACAGCGACUUCGACAUUGACGAGGGAGACGAGCCAGACAGCGACCAGGAGGAGGAUGCACCUCGGCGGAAAAGUCGAGUCGUCACUAAAGCUUAUAAAGAACCGAUAAAGGUGGCAAAACCUAAACCCAAAAAGCCCUCAGAGGAACAGAAGAAGACAGAGAAAACAAAAGUGGAGCUGAAAAGACGAAUUCCACCAGAAUUCCAAGACUUUAACGAGACAGCCCGCAAGUCCGUGCGACAGUCCACCAGUGAACAUACACGCAAGACCAAUCUGCGCCUACAAGAGCGUCAGGACGCCCCACGGAGAAGGAGAGGUGCUCAUCGUGACCGGCCCCUGACACAGGAGGAGCUGCUGGCUGAGGCCAAGAUAACUGCUGAGCUCAACAUUCGAUCACUAGAGAACUAUGAACGCCUGGAGGCAGACAAGAAGAAGCAAGUCCACAAGAAGCGGCGUUUUGAGGGACCAACAAUCCGUUACCAUUCGGUCCUGAUGCCCCUCGUCUCCCACUCCGUCCUGAAAGAAGAAAAUGUCGAUGUUGAAGGGUUGGACCAGGACGUCCCUGCGCCACAGAAUCCCACCACUCCGUCCCAGCAACCUGCUGGAGGCUUGUGCUCCCGUACGUACAUAACGUUCAGUGACGACGAGGCUUUCGAGGCGGCGUUUCCUCUCAGCGCACAGUCCAGUCCUCAGCUCCCCGUCCAGGAGGUCUGUCCCGUCACCCACAAGGCAGCGCUGUACCGAGACCCCGUCACCGACAUCCCCUACGCCAACGCCCGAGCCUUCCGCAUCAUUCGAGAAGCGUAUCGCAAAUACGUGGCCGCUCACGGAUUCCCCAACACGUCGGGAGGGAUGACGGGACUCGACUCCUCUGCAACUAAGGGCACUCGCCAAAAAAUGGUCGUGAAGCAGAGUGCGGUUGCAACAUAGGUUUGCUUUGUAAAGACUUAAAACAUUGUUUUUCUUCUUUUUUUUUUUUUAAGUUUUUCAAUUCAAGUCGAGCAACUUGAUUGUGUGACUGGAGGAGAAAACCAAAGGAACUCUUAUCUCUAUCCACACAUGGUCCCUGGCACCAGGAGUUCCAGACUUUUUGGGAUUGUUACUCUAAAGUAGCUGAAGUCAUGAAAGGCAAAAGGAGGCAAGCAUUUUCAGUGCAGUGCCAUUAAUUCCAUUUCCAAACAGUUUGUUUUGUACGUCAUUCCCCAAACAAAUGCAGACUGAGUGGAUGAAAAACACCAGAUUUAAAUGUUUGCAUCUGCACAGUGUAAAAACAACCAAACAAA
Molecule: messenger RNA, 1723 nt
Organism: Solea senegalensis (Senegalese sole)
Lineage: Eukaryota; Metazoa; Chordata; Actinopteri; Pleuronectiformes; Soleidae
Gene: vps72a
Product: vacuolar protein sorting 72 homolog a
Exons: 6
Coding region: 270-1370 (366 amino acids)
Biological process (GO): regulation of DNA-templated transcription; chromatin remodeling
Cellular component (GO): nucleus
Molecular function (GO): ATP-dependent H2AZ histone chaperone activity
Source: RefSeq, a predicted model, not a curated record